This is a messenger RNA of Ostrinia furnacalis (Asian corn borer), 1990 nucleotides long. RefSeq names its product replication protein A 70 (gene RpA-70). The record is from RefSeq and is a predicted model, not a curated record. Gene Ontology annotation, biological process: DNA replication; DNA recombination; DNA repair. Bases 167 to 1987 code for a protein of 606 amino acids. Gene Ontology annotation, molecular function: DNA binding. The transcript has 12 exons. Lineage: Eukaryota; Metazoa; Arthropoda; Insecta; Lepidoptera; Crambidae. Gene Ontology annotation, cellular component: nucleus.
AGUUGUCAAUUAUGUCAUGUACUUCGCGGUAAAAAUUGAUUGCGCUGACCGCUAAAUCAUUGUUUUUAUGUUUAAAUAACAUCUAAUACACUGAAUUUACACUUUAACUAAAUUAGAAAUCGUGUUUAGAAUAUUUAUAUCUUAAGUUUGCGCUGACAAAUUCAAAAUGACUCAUAAUUUGUCAGAAGGUUCGUUGGAGAUUAUAAUGAAUGGGGGGCAUUAUGACAAACCAAUCAUGCAAGUGCUUGGUAGUAAGAAAAUCCAGGGUAGUGGUGCCAACGAAAGAUUUAGGCUGCUGGUGUCAGAUGGGAAGCAUUCACACAGCUUCGCGAUGCUCGCCACACAGCUCAACGAUAAACUGAUCACAGGAGAAUUGUCCGAUUAUUCAGUUGUACAAAUUGAUCGCUUUGUGACAUCACUAUUGAAAAACACAGGCAAAGGCGAAAAGAGAGUAAUGAUAAUUCUAGACAUCACAAUCCUAAAGCCAGGAACCGAUGUGGGGAAGAAGAUUGGCAACCCACAGACAUGGACGGAGGAAUCGGCUGGAUCGGCCCCUGCUCAGCCGGCUAUGCAGCCAGUUCCUAAGCCUGCAUCGUCCCCACAACCCUUCUCCAAGCCAGCUCCGAUGGCCAACAACAAUGUGUCAAUGAACAGCAGCAUGUUGUCAUCACAAAUGACCCAUCCUAUUGCCAGUUUGAGUCCAUAUCAAAAUAAAUGGGUAAUAAAAGCACGAGUCAUGAACAAAUCCCCAAUUCGGACAUGGAGCAACGCCCGAGGAGAAGGCAAGCUGUUUAGCAUGGACCUUUGUGAUGACAGUGGCGAAAUCAGGGCCACUGCUUUCAAAAAUGAGUGUGAUAAGUUUUAUGAUAUGAUACAGGUUGAUAAAGUAUACUACAUUAGCAGAUGCCAGCUCAAAACAGCAAACAAACAGUUUACGAGUCUAAAGAACGACUAUGAAAUGACGUUCAAUUCUGAUACGGUUGUUGCUGAAUGUACGGAAGACUCCUCAUCUCUCCCCACUGUCAAGUAUGAUUUUGUGCCAAUUAACAUGAUCGCAGAGAAGAGCCCAGACACUAUCAUUGAUGUUAUUGGAGUCUGCAAAUCAGUGGCUGACCUUCAAGAGCUGACAGCAAAAAGCACAGGAAAACUAUUGAAAAAGAGAGAAGUGACUUUAGUGGAUUCUUCUGGUGGUGCAGUUGUCCUUACAUUAUGGGGAGCUGAAGCAGAGAAGUUUGAAGGAAGCACCAAUCCUGUUAUUUCUGCAAAGGGCGCGCGCUUGGCCGAGUUCAACGGCAGCAAGUCGCUGUCGUGCCUGGCGAGCACCAUGCUGCGGCUCAACCCCGACCUGCCCGAGGCGCACCGCCUGCGCGGCUGGUACGACAACGGCGGCGCCGACAUGGAGAUCGUCAACAUCUCCGCCAAGUCGGGCAUGUACAGCGGCGGCAGCAACGAGUGGCUGUCGUUCGCGGAGGCCGAGGCGCGCCAGCUCGGCGCCGGCGACAAGGGCGACUACUACAGCCUGUUGGGCGUGCUCACCUUCACGUUCAGCGACAACGCCGUAUACAAGGCGUGCCCGCAGGAGGCGUGCAACAAGAAGCUGGUGGACCAGGAGAACGGCCUGUUCCGCUGCGAGAAGUGCAACCGCGAGUACCCCAACUAUAAGCACCGGCUGCUCUUGGGGGCAAACGUGUCAGACCCGACCGGCGACCAGCGUAUCACGGCGUUCAACGAGGCAGCCGAAGCCAUGUUGGGCCGCAGUGCCGCUGAAAUAGGCCAGAUGUUCGAUCACGACAAGACGGCCUAUGCGCAGCUCUUCGAGGAGGUCAAAUUCCGCACCUUCGUCUUCAAGUUCCGCACCAAAAUGGAGACUUAUAGCGAUGAGACCCGAUUGAAGACUACAGUUAUGAACGCACAACCGGUCGAUUACAAGGAUGGCAACACUCGACUUAUAAAAAGCAUAAAAGAAGUUACUGGCGUUGAAGUUUAACAC